UUCUCUCCACUCCUCUUUCCUUUGACUCUUCUUUCUUCAAGCAAGCAGAAUAGUUGGGAGUCCGAAAGAGACCUUCUUCUUCCUCCUUCCCGAUUGCUAGUCGUCUUUUCCGGUUAACCUGAGAUUAAUGGGGGAGCCGAAAUCCGAUGAGGGGUCUCCGCCAGGGUGCACGGUGGAAGUGAAAGUGAAAAAGGAUGGCAAAAAAGACAAGAGGUGUCUCAUUAUCUCAAGCCUAGUGAUCCUAAAUAUGAAGAGAAGGCAGAAGGCCCUGACUGUCCAUCUGCAAAAGAUUUCUGCUUGACUGAAUGUGCUCUUUGCCCUUUGAUUUCAUUUUUAAUUAUUAUAUUUGAAUUAGAACUGAACAUUUUUUAUUGUUCAAGCAAUCUAGGUUAAAGUUGAGAAGGUUGCUGCAAAGGGUUUACCUCGAGGAUGGAUUAAGGAAGUCAAAACAACUAAGAAGUCUGGCAAAGUCAGAAGAGAUGCGUUUUACAUUGAUCCUGUGAGUGGAUAUGUAUUUCGUUCCAUGAAGGAUGCACAUCGCUUUGUUGAAACCGGAGUGGUUGGAAAGCAUGCUUUCAGACCCAAUGACAAUGAUAAAAAUGAUAAAGACUUGCAUGAUGAUAAGAUCUGUUCACCUACUGAAGCCAAGAAACAGAAGGUUGUGGUCCAUGGAACAGAGGGACAAUUUAUAGGGCAGGUUUCAAAUGUGAGUGGGAUAACAAAGGAUCAGCAGAUGAAUAAAGAAGAAAAAAUAUCCCUUUCAGACCAUGCUUCUGCUCAGAAUAAAGUUGGAAAAGAUGAUGAAUUCAGCAGCUCUAACUUGUCAGUAGCUAAGGGUUCAGAUCAUAAUGUGCCCGCUUCAGCUAUUGUAGUUGAUACCUCAAAUAAGCAGUCACAGAAAGAUGAGAAGACAAGUAAUGAAACUCAAAAGACCCAACUGAGCAGGGUCAAGUCUAAGGUUAAGAAAACAUUUGAUUUGCCUCGACGAGCUUCAAAACGACUUGCUGGAAUUGCACUAGAUCCAACUCCAGAGCUGAAAACAAAUACUCGAGCUAGUCGAACUGCAGUUAGAGAACCACCUGAGGUUGUGCGUGGUGUAGCUGAGGGUUCUCUUGGUGGGAUUGCACAUAAGGAUGCAAAUAAAAGCAACUGUUCUUCCAGAAACUCAGCUACCCGAGAUGAGAAUUCAGGAAUGGUUGAAAUAGAGAGCAAGGGUGACAGUAGUCAAGUUGUCUUGCUACAAAAAAAUCAAGCUAUUCUAGAUGUGCAUUCUGGGAAGGUUGAAAGUGAUGAUCAAGUUAAUCAGAUGCCGGGACCCCCUCUUGACUUGCCUCUUGCGGAUUUAUGGGCAGAUCCUUGCAUAGCAUUUGCAAUCAAGACUCUAACUGGAAUAUCUGAUGACACUGCAAAGGUCUCAUCUGAAUCGAACAGUAGCAAAUAUCCUAGUUGGUCCUUAGCUACUUCAGAGGACCAUUCUGGAAGGGAAGAAACUGGAAACAUUUUGCCUCUGCCAGAUCCAGCUAUUCCCAGAGAACUUGCUGGAAAGCCGGAAAAAAGAUAUAAUAAAACUGAUGAGAAGCCGGGAUCACCACUAGACAUGCCUUGUGCAGAUAUAUUUGCCGACCCAUGCAUUGAGUUUGCUAUAAAAACUCUUACAGGGGCAAUCUCAAUUGGGUGUGAACAGAAUAACCAGGAUUACUUUCAGCCUCAGUCGAGCUCACUGCAGACUCAAUCCAGUAGUCACUUAACCUUCUCAGAUGUUAGUACAGGUAACUUUUCCCAAACCGGUUUCCUUAGCCAGCAAUUUAAUGUCACAGAGGGCCAUGUCUCCACAGAACAAGCUAUUCUAGAGCCUGUAUUUAGUUAUACCAGAACUGCCAGUUUACAAAGUUCAGGUGGAACGGUUCUUCAGCAUCGUGGUAAAGAGAGGCGAUGAAUGCCAAAGACAAGGCCAUCCCCCCUACCCAUUGUUGUAUAGUAGAGCAAACUUUUCUUGAUAAGUUGACAUCAGAGUUCUAACCCUAAAUCUUCGUCCAUGUGAUUUGUUGUUUGACUGCUCAUUUGCACUACCCACUUUGGUGCAUGAUAGUCUUUAGAAUGAGCUUCUGCACUCUAAAUUCACUCUUGGACUAUAGCUUAGCAGUUGUAACCCAUCAGUUUCCAUUUGUAAUCACUAUGGGACUACCACUGUUGUUUCUCCCUGUCAGGUACUUCUACUAAUUACUCUCUUAUUGAAAUCUGGUUGGUCUUUACUAGGUCUGCCUGUUUGUAUUG
This is a messenger RNA of Rubroshorea leprosula, 2274 nucleotides long. Lineage: Eukaryota; Viridiplantae; Streptophyta; Magnoliopsida; Malvales; Dipterocarpaceae. The record is from the annotation of a GenBank genome assembly.